Molecule: messenger RNA, 324 nt
Organism: Penicillium samsonianum
Lineage: Eukaryota; Fungi; Ascomycota; Eurotiomycetes; Eurotiales; Aspergillaceae
Exons: 2
Coding region: 1-324 (107 amino acids)
Source: RefSeq, a predicted model, not a curated record
AUGACCAUCCAUCGCACCACCUUUUUCAACAUCCCCAAGCCAGAGGAUAUCGACAUUCUCUUGGCUGAAUAUCGUCACCUCGCCCAGGAGGCAAAAAGGAACUCAGAGCCCUAUAUCCUCUCUGUUCAAGCCGGCCGUACUCUACCAGACCUACGAAACAAUGGCUACACGCUAGCCGUUAAGACAACUUUCCGCAAUCUGGAUGAUAUGAACUUUUACGAUUCUGGCUGUGAGGCACACAAGCGUCUGAAGUCGGUGGCAGCCCCGCUCAGACAGGGCAAUGUAUUUACAGCGUAUUUCAAGGAUGAGGUGGCUCUAGUUUAG